CGUAACAUAAUUAGAUGCCUGACGGAGAGAGUAAUUAAGAUAUGCUCCCCCGACUGCUUAGAAGAGGAACUAAAGUUCUUGGGACGCACAUUUCCGCAGAACGGAUAUCCUGAAAUGUUCGUACUUAAGACUAUGGAAGGCUAUGGAAGCCCAAACACAAUGUUCUGUUGGGAAAAAGCCUAUCUACAGAAUGUUUCCAUUCAAAGGUUCGUACUGAAGACUAUGGAAGCCGUUAAACCCAAACCUACGGAAUUUUCUGUUAGAAAGAAGCCCGUAUAUAUGAGGCUUCCAUUCAAAGGUGGGUUGGUUGCUGAAUCAAUCACCAGAAGGCUUAGAAACUCCGUUGAUACGACAUACUUGGCCGCUAAUCUAUACAAAUUGCCACGUUCUACCACCAGCUUUUGUGUGUACUCAUUUGUAUGCUCGUGCCAAGCAUCACACGUUGGUGGUACGACAGGGCAUUAG
Molecule: messenger RNA, 465 nt
Organism: Opisthorchis viverrini
Lineage: Eukaryota; Metazoa; Platyhelminthes; Trematoda; Opisthorchiida; Opisthorchiidae
Exons: 3
Source: RefSeq, a predicted model, not a curated record